Orbilia oligospora ATCC 24927 is the source of this 330-nucleotide messenger RNA. RefSeq lists its product as uncharacterized. The record is from RefSeq and is a predicted model, not a curated record. Bases 1 to 330 code for a protein of 109 amino acids. Lineage: Eukaryota; Fungi; Ascomycota; Orbiliomycetes; Orbiliales; Orbiliaceae. The transcript has a single exon.
AUGGAGUACAUACCCACUUCUUUGAAACCUGAAGAUCCGGGCCCAACCCUCCCCGGGGUACUUGAAGAACUUGGAGAUAUUGAAAGUAUAGACUCAUCGAUACUCUCCUUUGGCCAUGAAGAGUUGAAUGCCGCCGACGCCGACGCCGACGCCGUUGGGUUUGACCCAAGUCUUCUUCCAACAGCGUGUAUCGAAUUGGAGCUUAUGGCUCAAGAUAUUUGCGGUCGGGCGGCUCAAUGUAUGGCAGAUAUUGAAAAUCUCCGGUCGAAAGUUUUAUAUUGGAGAGAAACCUUUUGGAGAAAGGGUGGAACACGUCGGUCUUUCCAAUAA